This is a messenger RNA of Fusarium proliferatum ET1, 858 nucleotides long. RefSeq lists its product as uncharacterized. Bases 1 to 858 code for a protein of 285 amino acids. Lineage: Eukaryota; Fungi; Ascomycota; Sordariomycetes; Hypocreales; Nectriaceae. The record is from RefSeq and is a predicted model, not a curated record. The transcript has 3 exons.
AUGCAUCGUCAAUAUUGGACCUGCCAUGCUAUCCGCGAUAGCUCAACUAUUUCGCAUACGCUGGGCGUCACUCUUUGGCUUCUUCGCAACGAUACCAAGAAUAAGAUCCACACCCCAGAACUGACUAAAUCGGACACGGACACGAGCGACCCAAAUCUAAGUAGCAAUCAAUUCGCCGUUGUUACAGAAGACCAGUCCAUCAAAGCAAGACGAGCAUUUAUCGAGUCCCUCGACCAAUCCGCCAUCUGUGCAUUGGCGUCAAAAUAUAACAAUGAUAAGCCUUGCCGAGUCGCAAACAAGGCCAACGGUAGUUUCAAUGUUUGCUUCUUUGUUGAAUUUUCCGCCGACGAGCCAAAGUGGGUUGUCAGAGUCCCCAUUGAGCCUGCUGUGAAUAACCCGUGGGAUAAAUUGCUGAGCGAAGUGACAACCAUGCACAUUGGAAACCAGAUGUUUCUCAUCACCGACUUCAUCCAGGGUCAAGCACUGGAUAAAAAACGGUUGCUUGUCGCUAGGGAGGAACACCGACGGAACUUUUACUGUCAACUGAUCGAUAUCCUCACUGAACUUCACGGCCUUAGGUUUCCAUCGAUUGGCUCUCUGAUGCCUAGGCCUGAUGAACCUUCUCGCCCAGUCAUUGGUCCUGUCAUGUCUAUGUCUGCCAAUACACUUCGCUUACCCACUCCGCUAAUGUUCUCGUCCGCCAGGACAUAUAUGAAAUACCAGUUCAACCUCGUUUCAGAGUUCUUCUCGCCUCCAGUCCGCGAUCAUACUAUUGAGGAUAUUCGACACGAAAUCUUUGCUCUUGACGAUCAUCCAGCUCUUGUUGUUCUUUUGAUACAUUCGCCAUUAUCUCGCUAA